Messenger RNA from Ficedula albicollis (Collared flycatcher), 1184 nucleotides. Its product is annotated as mediator of RNA polymerase II transcription subunit 1-like. The coding region runs from base 122 to 1120 and encodes 332 amino acids. Gene Ontology annotation, biological process: cellular response to thyroid hormone stimulus; regulation of transcription by RNA polymerase II. Gene Ontology annotation, molecular function: nuclear retinoic acid receptor binding; nuclear vitamin D receptor binding; nuclear thyroid hormone receptor binding. The record is from RefSeq and is a predicted model, not a curated record. Gene Ontology annotation, cellular component: mediator complex. NCBI's taxonomy places the organism in Eukaryota, Metazoa, Chordata, Aves, Passeriformes, Muscicapidae. The transcript is spliced from 12 exons.
GCGUCCCGCCCGUAGCCCGGCGCCGUCGCUCCGAACCGCAAGCGGCACUGCUCUCCCUUCCCGCUGCUCCUCCUUUGUCUCAGCCGAAACCCGUAGGGGAGGUAGAAAACACUGUAGCUCCAUGUCUGUCCCUCCUUCCCCCCAGCUAAUCCCCCAUCUGGAGAGUAGAGGAGGCGUGUCCUGCCAUGGUGGUGUGACAGCUAUUUCUACAAAUGCUUUAAUGGAACAGUUGCGUUUAAAAUACCAACAAAGGCCAUGGACUGAAACUCUGAAACUUGUUUAUUUUUGCAUGAACCCACUUCGAAAGCCUGUCAGUAAUGCUCCAGAUGGUCUCCUGCUUUCUUGCAUGGAGAAGAUAGAAAGGACAUUAAAUGCUAAAUCUGUGUUUUCUGUGAUGAACACAUUGGAACUUUUAUCCAGACAAAAAGGACUUACUGUUCAUGUUAGCCCCAGUGGGACUGCCUGCUACAUAACAUCAAUGAUGUUUUAUGUAGAAAUUCAACUGGAGAAGGAUGGAGAUGUGAUGGAUGUAAAGUUGGCUCACUUUGAAGAAGCUCCUGUGGUUUGUGAUGACUUGGUCCAGCUUCUAAGGAUGAAGAACUAUGAUGCCUUUGGCAAGAUUCUAGAAGACCUGUCAAAUAUGUAUCAAAUUCCAGGAAACAGUGAAAUGAAAGCUAAGGGAUAUCUUGCUCUGCAGGCCCUUGAAAAAGACCUUUAUUCAAUGUCUCUUUUAGACAGAACACAGGAUCUAAACAGAGUUACUGAAGUACUUAAUGGAAAAAUAGGACACCUGGUGCCAAGAACUGGAGGAACUCCAAUGAACAUUGAAUUUUACAUUUCUCCCUAUCAAGUUUUGGAAGCAGAACUAAAUCAUGGUUCUCGGGUAUGCGGAACAAAAACAGUUGUAACUGUUGAAGGCACGGAUACACUCCACAAACUGCCUCUUUCUCCAUUAAUUGUAGAUCCUCAAGAUGGAGAGAGCAACAGCCCUACUUUUUUGCAACUGACUGAUGAACUCAGCAUGGAUUUGCCAGCUUUUUUUGUUCUGAAAUUUCAUCAGCCUGUUCCCAUGUCUUCAUCCAGUAUUGAAGAGAUACAGAGGCUCACAGGCAUGUUAUAAUUGUUUUAUAAGACUAAGUAUCUCUGUAACUAUGCAUUGCUUAUUUGCUUUUUACUUCCCUGUG